AUGGCACCACAAAACGAAUAUAUUGAGUUACACCGUAAGCGCUAUGGAUAUCGUUUGGAUUACCACGAGAAAAAGAGAAAGAAGGAAGGUCGAGAAGCUCACGAACGUUCAAAGAAGGCAAAAAAGAUGAUUGGUCUGAAAGCUAAGCUGUACCAUAAACAGCGCCAUGCUGAGAAAAUCCAAAUGAAAAAGACUAUCAAGAUGCAUGAAAAGAGAAACACCAAACAAAAGAAUGAUGAAAAGACUCCACAAGGAGCAGUACCUGCGUAUCUGCUGGAUAGAGAGGGACAGUCCAGAGCUAAAGUACUUUCCAAUAUGAUUAAACAAAAACGAAAAGAGAAAGCGGGGAAAUGGGAAGUCCCUCUGCCCAAAGUCCGUGCUCAGGGAGAAACAGAAGUAUUAAAAGUUAUUCGAACAGGAAAGAGAAAGAAGAAAGCAUGGAAGAGGAUGGUUACUAAAGUCUGCUUUGUUGGAGAUGGUUUUACUCGAAAACCACCUAAGUAUGAAAGAUUCAUUAGGCCAAUGGGCUUACGUUUCAAGAAGGCCCAUGUAACACAUCCUGAACUGAAAGCCACCUUUUGCCUGCCAAUACUUGGUGUAAAGAAGAAUCCCUCGUCCCCGCUAUAUACAACUUUGGGUGUUAUUACCAAAGGUACUGUCAUUGAAGUGAAUGUGAGCGAGUUGGGCCUUGUGACACAAGGAGGCAAGGUUAUUUGGGGAAAAUAUGCCCAGGUUACCAACAAUCCUGAAAAUGAUGGAUGCAUAAAUGCAGUCUUACUGGUUUGACAGCAGUUUCCUAGAAGUAACUCCUUAUAGUUAUUGAAGACUACACACCAAUCAGGAAAACCACCAUUACUGUGAUGUUUCUGAAUGCUACCAAACAGCCUUACAUGUCUGCAGUCAUCAAGAGAACUAUUUAAUCUAUUGUAAAAAACAUUAAAAUGGCCCAGUUGUACAAA
Ceratotherium simum simum (southern white rhinoceros) is the source of this 959-nucleotide messenger RNA. Lineage: Eukaryota; Metazoa; Chordata; Mammalia; Perissodactyla; Rhinocerotidae. The record is from RefSeq and is a predicted model, not a curated record.